Molecule: messenger RNA, 1041 nt
Organism: Jaminaea rosea
Lineage: Eukaryota; Fungi; Basidiomycota; Exobasidiomycetes; Microstromatales
Product: Pkinase-domain-containing protein
Exons: 1
Biological process (GO): protein phosphorylation
Molecular function (GO): protein kinase activity; ATP binding
Source: RefSeq, a predicted model, not a curated record
AUGCUGCGUCAAAAGUCCAACGCCAACCUGGACGUCUCGCCCAAGUCACCGGUGCCGCAGACUCGACUUCAUACCAUCGGCACCCCCUCGAGGAGGCUAUCCGACGCCUCCGCAGCCAACACGCUGCGACCCAGUCCCACUCACCAACCCACACCUUUCAUCAUCCCCGGCCCCUCUCCCUCCCUCACCUUGGCCACGGGCGAUGAGCUCGCCCAGCAAUACGAGCUCGUCGAGCGCCUCGGCACAGGCUCUUUUGGCACUGUGUACAAGGCCGUGCACAAAGAGUCGAAGCAGAUUGUCGCCAUCAAGCAAAUUGACCUGGAGGACUCAGACGAUGACAUUAGCGAGAUCCAGAUGGAGAUUGCCCACCUCGCCGGAUGUGAUAGCGAUUACGUGACGCGUUACUACGGCUCAUUCGUGAAGGGACAUAAGCUCUGGAUCGUUCAGGAGUAUCUCGCUGGCGGGUCUUGCCUCGACUUGCUCAAGGCUGGCCCUUUCUCUGAGGCACACGUAGCGACGGUGUGCCGCGAGCUACUGCUCGGCCUUGAUUACCUGCACAGCGAAGGCAAAAUUCACCGCGACAUCAAGGCGGCGAAUGUUCUCCUCUCUGCCACGGGCAAGGUCAAGUUAGCAGACUUUGGCGUCGCAGCUCAGCUGUCGAGCAACCAGUCGAGGCGCAACACCUUCGUCGGCACUCCAUUCUGGAUGGCGCCGGAGGUCAUUCGCCAAGCAGGGUAUGAUGCCAAAGCCGACGUGUGGUCGCUCGGCAUCACGGCAAUCGAGAUGGCCAAGGGGGAGCCACCCCUUGCUGACUACCAUCCGAUGCGUGUGCUUUUCCUCAUUCCCAAGGCCAAAGCGCCCACUCUGGAAGGCUCUCAUUUCACGCGCGACUUCAAGGACUUCGUAGCUUUGUGCCUCAUCAAGGACCCAAAGCAGCGUCCCACUGUACGGGAGCUUCUGCAACAUCGUUUCAUCAAGACGGCAAGGCGCACUCACUGCCUGACGGAGCUGAUCGAGCGGCAUGCUGAGUACAAGAGCAAA